AUGCCUUCGCAGCGUCAGCGCCACAGUCACUCUCUUCUCUCUCCUGGCGACUAUGACGAAGACGCCGAGUCGUUACGAUCUCCAUCCGAGCAGGACUCGGACUCGGAAGAUGACGAAUUCCUCCGCCAUUCCCGUACCACGUUGGAACUAGCUGAACACGAUCGCACCGUUCUGGACGACGAGGAGGAAACGGAGAAGCUCUUGACGAGGAAAGGUCCUGCUCAUGGUCUUCGCCGCAUAUUCAGUCCCAGCAGCAGUGGCGUCAAGAUUGGAAAGCGGGAACGUCAACAGCGGAGGCAAGCUCGCCGAGAUGCACGGAAGGAGCGCCAGAAACUGUCGGAAUCGGGGGAGCUGAUGUAUGAGAUGGAAGAAGGUCACCGGGAAGACGAGGCCUCUCUGCUUAGCUCCUCGUCUUCUUCUGACUUGGGACAAACCAUCAAAGAAAAAUAUAACCACGAGGAGACACGCCCGGUCUCGUGGCGCAAGCUUGCGCUCCUCUUUUCCGCUGUAUUCGUUUUAUUCCUCAUCUGUCUAUUAGGCGCCUAUAAAGCAUCGUCGAAAUUCCGCGCGUCGCAUUCGCGGCCGCCUCCCCUACUCUCUAACGGUUCCGCCUUGUUUGCAUCAACCACUAUCCUAAUCUCGCUUGAUGGCUUCAGAGCCGACUUUCUCAACCGUGGUCUCACUCCGACGUUAAACUCGUUCAUCGCCGAUGGCGUUUCUCCGCAGUACAUGCUGCCCAGCUUUCCCAGCGUCACCUUUCCGAACCAUUUCACUCUCGUUACAGGCUUGUAUCCUGAAAGCCAUGGCAUAGUGGGAAAUACUUUCUGGGAUCCGACGUCGCAGGAGGAGUUUUACUACACACACCCCUCCGUCAGCAUGCAGCCCAAGUGGUGGAAUGCGGAGCCUCUGUGGAUGACCGCCGAAACCCAUGGACUGAGAACCGCUAUCCACAUGUGGCCCGGCUCGGAGGCACAUAUUGGAGGUGUGGAGCCUAGUAUCUUGGAUGAGUACAAUGGAUCCGAGACGCUACCGCGAAAGGUCAAUCGCGUGUUGGAGUUCUUGGACAUGCCAGGUUCUGAGGAUGAAACUUUGGACACCUCUGAACGGCCUCAAUUCAUCGCGUUCUACGUGCCCAAUGUAGAUGCGCAUGGUCAUAAAUACGGUCCGAACAGUACGGAGAUUCGCGGCACAAUUUCUGACGUCGACACCAUGCUUGGAAAUCUUUUCUCUGGUCUCCAAGACCGUAAUCUCACGGAGAUCGUGAACGUUGUGAUCGUGUCUGAUCAUGGUAUGGCUUCAACCGCUACCGAGCGGCUGGUGCAACUGGAUGACUUUAUCGACAUGGAUCUGGUUGACCGCAUUGAUGGGUGGCCGCUGCGUGGAAUACGCCCUAAGCGGGAAGAAGAUUUGAAGACCCUCCAGGACCAGCUAGAGAACAUCGCUGCAAACCACUCCGAUGCCGUGGAGGUCUACACUCGCGAGAGCAUGCCGGAACGCUACCACUUCAAGAACAAUGACCGCAUAGCUCCCCUGUGGAUCAUCCCGAAAACCGGAUGGGCGAUUGUUGAGCGGCCUGAUUUCGACGCUGAACAGGCCCUGGAGAAAGGAGAAGAGUACCAUCCGAAAGGUAUUCAUGGCUACGACCACGAGCACCCUCUCAUGCGGGCUAUCUUUGUCGCCAGGGGACCUUCAUUUCCCCAUGAGCGCAAUAGCCGACUAGAGCCUUUCCAAAAUGUCAACGUAUACAACAUCAUUUGUGAUACCUUGGGCAUCAAGCCUCUUCCGAACAACGGAACGUUGCGUCUUCCUCUGAAGCCGGUUGGGAUCCAUUCCGAUGAAAAUACGCCUCCUCUUGACAAUCCUCCCGACCCUCCCGCCAGCAGUCCUACUCCCAGUGUAGCUCCCACGAAGACUCCGGCUAGCAUUCCCUCUGACAAGCCCGCACCUAGCAAAGAACCCGAGCCCCAGCCUGAGCCGCAACCUGAACCUCAACCUGAAUCCAACCCAGAAAGCGACGAUGAGAAAGGCCCUACCUGGUGGGGGACUCUCUGGAGCAAACUUGAAGACGCUAAGGAUUGGGCCACUGAUACAUAUGAGACGGUAAAAGACAAUUUUUGGACCUCGGAUUGA
Messenger RNA from Aspergillus steynii IBT 23096, 2130 nucleotides. RefSeq names its product alkaline phosphatase family protein. NCBI's taxonomy places the organism in Eukaryota, Fungi, Ascomycota, Eurotiomycetes, Eurotiales, Aspergillaceae. The transcript is spliced from 3 exons. Gene Ontology annotation, molecular function: nucleoside triphosphate diphosphatase activity; ribonucleoside triphosphate phosphatase activity. The record is from RefSeq and is a predicted model, not a curated record. Bases 1 to 2130 code for a protein of 709 amino acids. Gene Ontology annotation, biological process: nucleoside triphosphate metabolic process.